AUGACGAUACCGAUGAUGGGCUUCAAGAUCCUCGCCCUGCUAGCGGCCGUGGCCAUGGCGCGCCACCCGCCGGCGAGGGUGCAGUCGAACACGAGCGAGAUCGCGACGCAGUACUUCACCCAGAAGGUGAACCACACGGAGGACGCGGGGUCGGCGACCUUCAAGCAGCGGUACCAGCUCGUCACGGAGCACUUCGAGCCGGGGGGCCCCAUCCUGUUCGUGCAGAGCGCCGAGGCCGGGAUGCCCCCCAUCAACGCGAGCGACUUCGUCGACUACGCGUCCAAGCUCGGCGCCCUCGUCGCCAUGCUCGAGCACCGCUACUUCGGCGACUCCCGCCACGGGAGCUACCCGCUCCACUACAACCCGACGAACGUCUCCAACGAGACCUUCGGCGCCCUGACGCUGGACAACGUCCUCCAGGACGGCGUCAACUUCGUCAAUUGGAUCAAGACGACGGUCCGGGGCGCUUCGGAUAGCAAAGUGAUAUAUGGCGGCUCAUCGUACGGCGGCUUUCUCGCCGUGUUGGCACGCAUUCGGUAUCCGGAGACGUUCUGGGGAGUGAUUGCCUCGUCGCCUGCGCUGAAUUCGUUCGGCCCCCUCGGCUCGAACCAAUAUAAAUUCGAUUCGGCGAAGUGGGCGAGCCAGGUUUACUACAACAUAUCGAAGGACGCAGCUUCCAAGAUAAAAACGUCCAUGCUGACUUUUAAGAAAUGUCUUGAAGAUAAUACCUGCGACACGACUAUCCCCGACCUCAACGUAUGCAAGAACUCGACGUCGCUCGGGUACGAGAGGCUGUACAACGCCGCUCUCAACACGUACCUCGCCGUCUCCAAGUACAACUACCCGUGGAUCGAGAAGUACCCCGCGGCAAACCCGCUGCAAGACCUGAUCCAGCAGACCCUCUCCGCCAAGACGGCGGGCGAAGUCCUGCGGAUCCCGCUCCUCGCGGCGUCGUGGGCUAACACCACUACUAGCACUACCACCAGUAGCGCGGCGCCUUGCAUCGACGGCUUCAACGCGAACAUAUCGCAAGCGAGCCAGGGGGCGGCAGCGGCGGCGGGCAGCCAGCCGGCGUGGACGGCCGUGACCUGCGGGUACUACGCGAUCAACGACCGGUCGAUCCCGGCGGACACGCUGCUGCCGGAGGCGUACGCGCGGGGCACGGUCGACCUGUGCCCGCGGGCGGGGUGGGAGGCGCCCGACUACGCGCGCGAGAACGAGUACUUCCGCCUCAAGUACGCACUCACGAGCGACGUGCUCGACGCGACCGAGCGCCUGCUUGUCGUGCAGAACGGGUACGACCGCACGGCGGCCAUCGGCUCGCCGACGCUGAGCGCAUCUGACAGCCGGAACCACUCCAGGGUCGUGCUGUUGGAGGGGACGGCACAUGCGGAGGAUGCGGUUUCGGAGGCGGUGGAGCCGAGGGGGGCGAAGGCGCAGAUGGAUUAUAUCCGAGAGCUUAAGCUGGCGCAUCUUAAGGAGUGGCUCGGACAGGGCAACCAGACGGAUUCCGGCUCUGCGACGUUGGCGCCGGCGCGUGGUACGACGACGACGUUUUUCGGGGUAUUUUUGCUGGUUGUGUUUUGGGGGUUAUUAUGA
This is a messenger RNA of Daldinia caldariorum, 1599 nucleotides long. RefSeq lists its product as uncharacterized. The transcript is spliced from 4 exons. Gene Ontology annotation, molecular function: serine-type exopeptidase activity; dipeptidyl-peptidase activity. The record is from RefSeq and is a predicted model, not a curated record. Bases 1 to 1599 code for a protein of 532 amino acids. Lineage: Eukaryota; Fungi; Ascomycota; Sordariomycetes; Xylariales; Hypoxylaceae. Gene Ontology annotation, biological process: proteolysis.